AUGAACUUUCUGCUCUCUUGGGUGCAUUGGAGCCUAGCCUUGCUGCUCUACCUCCACCAUGCCAAGUGGUCCCAGGCUGCACCCACCACAGGAGGAGGAGAGACGAAAUCCCAUGAAGUGGUGAAAUUCGUGGAUGUCUACCAACGUAGCUACUGUCGUCCGAUCGAGACCCUGAUCGACAUCUUCCAGGAGUACCCAGAUGAGAUCGAGUACAUCUUCCGGCCGUCCUGCGUGCCACUGAUGCGAUGUGGGGGCUGCUGUAAUGACGAGACCCUGGAGUGUGUGCCCACUGAGGAGUUCAAUAUCACCAUGCAGAUUAUGCGUGUCAAACCUCACCAAGGCCAGCACAUAGGAGAGAUGAGCUUUCUCCAGCACAAGAGAUGUGAAUGCAGACCAAAGAAAGAAAAAGGAAGACAAGAAAAUCCCUGUGGGCCUUGCUCAGAGCGGAGAAAGCAUUUGUUUGUACAAGAUCCACAGACGUGUAAAUGUUCCUGCAAAAACACAGACUCGCGUUGCAAGAUGUGACAAGCCGAGGCGGUGA
Elephantulus edwardii (Cape elephant shrew) is the source of this 541-nucleotide messenger RNA. It is a transcript of the gene VEGFA, whose product is annotated as vascular endothelial growth factor A. The record is from RefSeq and is a predicted model, not a curated record. Gene Ontology annotation, cellular component: membrane. Gene Ontology annotation, biological process: vascular endothelial growth factor receptor signaling pathway; response to hypoxia; induction of positive chemotaxis. The transcript is spliced from 7 exons. Lineage: Eukaryota; Metazoa; Chordata; Mammalia; Macroscelidea; Macroscelididae. The coding region runs from base 1 to 525 and encodes 174 amino acids. Gene Ontology annotation, molecular function: vascular endothelial growth factor receptor 2 binding; chemoattractant activity; growth factor activity.